This is a messenger RNA of Syngnathus typhle (broad-nosed pipefish), 1375 nucleotides long. RefSeq names its product serine hydrolase like (gene serhl). The record is from RefSeq and is a predicted model, not a curated record. Bases 150 to 1124 code for a protein of 324 amino acids. The transcript is spliced from 12 exons. Lineage: Eukaryota; Metazoa; Chordata; Actinopteri; Syngnathiformes; Syngnathidae.
AACCCGGAAAUCCAUAGCACCGGUAGGCUUAAGUUUUUGUUCCGCGACGUUGAAGAGUUUAUCACUCCUGUUUUUUUGUGUUUGAUACGGUCUGAACUAAUUCAGACUUUUAAAUUACAUUGCGUGCUUAUUAGAAUUCUACGCUCUAAAUGAUACGUGUUUACAAAAACUUCAGAAAUCUCUGCACUGGUCCAAUGAAACAAACAGAACUUUCUGUACCUGUCCCCUGGGGAGAAAUCAGAGGGAAAAUUUGGGGUCCUGAGAAUGGCCGUCCUGUCCUAUGCCUGCACGGUUGGGCUGACAACUGUGGUUCCUUCAAUACUCUUAUUCCUCUUCUACCUAAAGAGUGUCGAUAUGUGGCGCUGGACCUGGCAGGUCACGGUCUGUCCUCGCAUCGUCCCCCUGGCGUCUUUUACACUUUUCCUUCAUAUGUGAUCGAUAUUCAGAGAGUUGUUGACACCCUCCGCUGGCGCAGAUUCUCCAUCUUGGGCCACAGUAUGGGAGGUAGUAUUGCUGGAAUGUUCAGUGCUCUAUUCCCUGAGAUGGUGGAAGCUUGUGUGAUGCUGGAUUCUUAUGGAUUCUUACCCACUGAUGCGAAAGAGAUGGCCAAAAUCAUGCGACAAGGCAUCGACGACAUGCUUCAGUUUGAAAAGAAGCCCGAAAAGAGCAAGCGAGUUUACACCUAUGAGAAAGCAGUGGAGAGGUUGUUGGCAGCAAACCCGACUCUGACUGAGGCGUCUGCGCACAAUCUUUUAGAACGUGGUCUCGUUCAAGUUGAAGGAGGAGUUGCCUUCUCACGUGACUUCCGUAUCAAUUUGAAAAACAUUGCUCGUAUCAGCUUGGAACAGAGUCUAGAGAUGCUGUCCACGAUACAAGCUUCCGUUCUGGUGCUUCUUGCAAAUGAAGGCUUUGAGAAAAUGUUUGCCGAACCAGACCAAAAGAAAUUUUCAUCAGAGCUUCUGCAGGCCUAUAGGCACAAAAACCACUCGGUGGUGAGGGUACCCGGCGACCAUCACGUCCAUCUGAACAACCCAGAGGUGGUUGCACCGUUAGUUUGUGAAUUCCUCCAAAGCAAAGUCUUAUCCUCGACGGUCAAAGAUGAUGUACUUACUGCGAAUCUGUAGGAAAAAUAACAGCACACACAUUAAUCACGUUGCUAAUUUCACCAUCCUUACUUCUCACCUGUGAACCGUACUACAUAUUUGUAAUAAAUUUCAAUAUGUUGUUGCCUUAUGUGGCAGGCUUUUUCUGCCUUCAGACUUCUUACUCAACCAUCUACGCUGCCCUCAGGGUAAAAUUCCAUAGACUCUUCCUGAUACUGCAAAUAAAAAAAUAAAAAACAGUUUAACAUUUCAGGCCCUUCGGCUACAGUCAA